AUGUUCCUGCCCCUGCUGGCAAUCCUGACCCUGGCCGGGGUCCCUCUGGCCUUAGCUGAUGCCCUUGAUGAGGACAGCUCAGAGGACCGGGCCUUCCGCGUGCUCAUCGCGGGCGACGCGCCGCUGCAGGGCGUGCUGGGCGGCGCCCUCACCAUCCCGUGCCACGUUCACUACCUGCGGCCGCCACCCAGCCGCCGCGCAGCGCCUGGCUCUCCCCGCGUCAAGUGGACCUUCCUGUCGGGAGGCCGGGAGGCCGAGGUGCUGGUGGCGCGCGGGCUGCGAGUCAAGGUGAGCGAGGCCUACCGGUUCCGCGUGGCGCUGCCCGCCUACCCCGCGUCGCUCACCGACGUCUCUCUGGCGCUGAGCGAGCUGCGGCCCAACGACUCAGGCAUCUACCGCUGCGAGGUCCAGCACGGCAUCGACGACAGCAGCGACGCGGUGGAGGUGAAGGUCAAAGGGGUCGUCUUUCUCUACCGGGAGGGCUCUGCCCGCUAUGCUUUCUCCUUCACGGGGGCGCAGGAGGCUUGCGCCCGCAUCGGAGCCCGCAUCGCCACCCCGGAGCAGCUUUAUGCCGCCUACCUGGGGGGCUAUGAGCAGUGUGAUGCUGGCUGGCUGUCCGACCAGACUGUGAGGUAUCCCAUCCAGACCCCAAGAGAGGCCUGUUAUGGAGACAUGGAUGGCUUCCCUGGGGUCCGAAACUAUGGAGUGGUGGACCCGAAUGACCUCUAUGAUGUCUACUGUUAUGCUGAAGACCUAAAUGGAGAGCUGUUCCUGGGUGCCCCUCCAGACAAGCUGACAUUGGAGGAGGCGCGAGCAUACUGCCAGGAGCGUGGUGCAGAGAUUGCCACCACAGGCCAGCUGUAUGCGGCCUGGGAUGGUGGCCUGGACCGCUGCAGUCCGGGCUGGCUAGCUGAUGGCAGUGUGCGCUACCCCAUCAUCACACCGAGCCAGCGCUGUGGUGGGGGCCUGCCUGGUGUCAAGACUCUCUUCCUCUUCCCCAACCAGACUGGCUUUCCCAACAAGCACAGCCGUUUCAACGUCUACUGCUUCCGAGACUCUGUCCAGCCCUCUGCCAUCCCUGAGGCCUCCAACCCAGCCUCUGAUGGACUUGAGGCCAUUGUCACAGUGACAGAGACCCUGGAGGAACUGCAGCUGCCCCGGGAAGCAGUGGAGAGCGAGUCCCGUGGAGCCAUCUACUCCAUUCCCAUCAUGGAGGAUGGAGGAGGGGGAAGCUCCACUCCAGAAGACCCGGCAGAGGCCCCUAAGACUGUCCUAGAAUUUGAAACCCAAUCCAUUGUACCUCCCAUGGGGUCUUCAGAAGAGGAAGGCAAGGAUGAAGAAGAAAAAGAGGAGGAGGAUGAAGAGGAGAAAGUGGAAGAGGAGGCCUUAUGGGCCUGGCCCAGCGAGCUCAGCAGCCCGGACCCAGACACCCCUCAUCCCACCUUAGAGGAUUUGCUGUCCCAGGCAACUCCACCAACAAGGGCAGUCCUACAGCCUGGUGCAUCACAAUCUCCUGAUAGAAAACCAGAAGCUCCCAGGCCUCCAAGGGUCCUUGGACCACCCACUGAGACUCUGCCUACUCCCAGAAAGGGGAACCUGGCAUCCCUGCCACCUUCCACUCCAGUUGGGGAGAGAGAGGUGGGGAGGGAGACUGGGAGUCCUGAGCUGUCCGGGGGCCCCAAAGGAGAGAGUGAGGAGAUAGGGAGCUCCGAGGAGGCCUCUUCCCUGCUUCCAGCCACACCGGCCCCUGAGGGCACCAGGGAGCUGGCGGCCCCCUCCGAAGAGAAUUCUGGAAGAACUGUCCCAGCAGGGACCUCAGUGCAGGCCCAGCCAGUGCUGCCCACUGACAGCGCCAACCGUGGUGGAGUGGCCGUGGCCCCCUCAUCAGGUGUCUGUGUCCCCAGCCCCUGCCACAAUGGUGGGACAUGCUUGGAGGAGGAGGAGGGGGUCCGCUGCCUAUGUUUGCCUGGCUAUGGGGGGGACCUGUGCGAUGUUGGCCUUCGCUUCUGCAGCCCUGGUUGGGACGCCUUCCAGGGCGCCUGCUACAAGCACUUUUCCACUCGAAGGAGCUGGGAGGAGGCAGAGACCCAGUGCCGGAUGUACGGCGCGCACCUGACCAGCAUCAGCACGCCCGAGGAGCAGGACUUCAUCAACAAUCGCUAUAGAGAGUACCAGUGGAUCGGACUCAACGACAGGACCAUCGAAGGCGAUUUCCUAUGGUCAGAUGGCGUCCCCCUGCUCUAUGAGAACUGGAACCCUGGGCAGCCUGACAGCUACUUCCUGUCCGGAGAGAACUGUGUGGUGAUGGUGUGGCAUGACCAGGGGCAAUGGAGUGACGUGCCCUGCAACUACCACCUGUCCUACACCUGCAAGAUGGGGCUGGUGUCCUGUGGGCCCCCACCAGAGCUGCCCUUGGCUCAAGUGUUUGGCCGUCCUCGGCUGCGCUAUGAAGUGGACACUGUGCUUCGUUACCGGUGCCGGGAGGGGCUGGCCCAGCGAAACCUGCCACUGAUCCGCUGCCAGGAGAAUGGUCACUGGGAGCCCCCCCAGAUCUCCUGUGUGCCUCGCAGGCCUGCUCGAGAAUGGCACCCAAUGAAGGCCCUAGAAGGCCCUCGGGGGAGGCAUUGGAAGGCCCCACGGACCUCUCCUUCCAGUUCCACUCCAGGAAGUGACAUCAUGAGAGGGGUGGAGCUGGAGUCCAGGUGACAGUGUCUGAAGGGGCUUCUGGGAAAUACCUGGGUGCCUCUGGCCCAGCCCUGGCCUCUUACCCUUACCCAGGGCAUCAGAUUUUCCCCUCAAGGCCUUGAGUAAGCCCCUAAGUGCCUCUACUGCCCUCUUCUUGCCAACUAUCCUGCCCCCUCCAUUCCCCUGGGGAGUACUGUGCCUGCUUAUUAAGUUUUCCAAGGGAAUAGGUUUGCAGGAUAAGCACCUGUAAAACCAGCAGGAAAUAAAGCGGUGUUUGAGC
Messenger RNA from Talpa occidentalis (Iberian mole), 2965 nucleotides. RefSeq names its product brevican (gene BCAN). NCBI's taxonomy places the organism in Eukaryota, Metazoa, Chordata, Mammalia, Eulipotyphla, Talpidae. Gene Ontology annotation, biological process: cell adhesion. The transcript has 14 exons. The coding region runs from base 1 to 2706 and encodes 901 amino acids. Gene Ontology annotation, molecular function: hyaluronic acid binding. The record is from RefSeq and is a predicted model, not a curated record.